Trypanosoma cruzi is the source of this 2280-nucleotide messenger RNA. Its product is annotated as DNA replication factor, putative. Gene Ontology annotation, biological process: double-strand break repair via homologous recombination. Gene Ontology annotation, cellular component: MCM complex; nucleus. The record is from RefSeq and is a predicted model, not a curated record. Bases 1 to 2280 code for a protein of 759 amino acids. Lineage: Eukaryota; Euglenozoa; Kinetoplastea; Trypanosomatida; Trypanosomatidae. The transcript has a single exon. Gene Ontology annotation, molecular function: ATP binding; single-stranded DNA binding; single-stranded DNA helicase activity.
AUGACGGGUGAGGCCUUGGUGGGGGAGAAGCUUCUGCAGAAGCUUCGUCCCUUUUUUCUCGACUGCUGCAAGCCCCCACAAUGCCUAACCCCGGCAUCGUCGACGGAGUCUCUUACGACGCGCUCUCUUUGGACGCAAGAGAUCGACUGCAUGCAGCUCCUUGCCGUGUUUCCAGAACUGGGUGAUCUUCUUUUUUGUCAAACAAUGACGCUAAUAGACGCCCUACGGCAAGUGUGUGCGGAGAUGUGCAAAAGCGCUGGUCGGUCCCUCAAUCCGGCUGACCUUUCACCGAGGCUAACGCAUCUGCCCACGGUGGGCGCGCCGCCACCGUCCAUGCCAUCCUCCCGCGGGGUGCUUGUCAGUCUCUGUGGAACAAUAGUGCGGAUGAAUGCCAAGCGAGUGGUGCCAUUUGUUCAUAAACUGAAAUGUGCUAAGUGUGGAGAGACAGUUGAGAUGGCGUCCAGUCCCUUUGAUCGUGGCUCAAAGCCAAAAGGGCGUUGUGGACGUAAGGAGUGUGGGGGCGGGGAACUUAAACCAGUUGGCCAGGUUUGGAUGGAUUACGCGGAGUGUCGCCUGCAGCAGCGCUCCAGUCUCUCGGGUCGGCUUCCUCGCACACUCCUUGUAAACCUUGAAGAUGAACUGACGAUGAAGUGCACUGUGGGUCAGUUUGUCGAGGUAAUUGGCAUCUCAUUUCCCAAAUGGCGUGCCUUGUACCCCAACAGUCGGCCGAUUAUUGAACCCACUGUAUGGGCCCUUAACAUCAAUUCGGUGGAAUCCUACCGUGAGGGGGGUUCUGGCAGCAUGGCCGCAGUACCACGGCGUAAAGCGGUUGGUUCGAUGGAAGGAUCGGCUUUCAGUCCCGAAUCUUUUUUUUAUUCCUUCUGCAAAGAUAAACUUCGUAGGAGUACUGCAUUGGUAACUUCUGUGUGCCCACAUCUUUUUGGGUUGUUUGCCCCACGCAUGGCUUUACUUCUUGCGGUAGUAGGAGGGACGUCCACAACUGGUAAGGCACGUAUGCACAUACGUUCUACAAUUCAUUGUCUUCUUGUGGGGGAUCCUUCAACCGGGAAAUCUCAGCUGCUACGAUUUGCCGCCCUGAUUGCGCCGCGGAGCACCUCCACCACCGGGACUGGGAGCACCUCUGCUGGCUUGACAGUGGCGGCGGCAAAGGAAAACGGCGAAUGGGUUUUGGAGCCAGGUGCCUUGGUACUUAGUGACGGUGGCAUUUGUGUUAUUGACGAACUAAGAACCGUAUCUUCGGCCGAUAGGGCUUCUCUGCAUGAGGCCAUGGAACAACAAACAAUUUCAGUGGCCAAGGCAGGGAUGGUGACAAAACUUAGGACGUCUUGUUCGGUCAUUUCAGCGUGUAAUCCGCCUCCGACACGGCAUGGAGGAACGGAAAUUGGUGUCGGUGGUCCGUUGCUCAGUCGUUUUGAUUUUAUUUUCUUGCUCUGGGAUAAGCCUUCGAUGGAGGUGGACAGUCGUGUUGCCACUCACAUUCUCACCUGCUCUCAGGCCGGAAAGCAACCAUCAUCUGUUCUUUCACAGGAGGAUAUCAGUCGUUAUUUGCGGUGGGUACAUUCUCACUAUGCCCAGAACGAUGGUCCUUUGCUUUCCGAUCAGGCAGCUGAACUUAUAAGGACGUACUACGAUCUGCAAAAUCGGCGAGGGGCGUCACCCCUUCUUGCUGAUUGCGUGCCAGUCACCAUACGUCUACUGGAGUCCCUUGUGCGAAUCACGCAGGCACAUGCAAAAUUGCAUCUGGAAAAUGUGUGUACAGAAGAAGAUGCGGCGUUAGCGAUAUUCCUUAUGGAACAAAGCGCCCACAGCUUGAAGUGUCCGUUGGAAUCCCUUGGCCCAGAUGUGUACACGAACUCCAAGUCACUGGAAGAGUGUUUUCUCGAUCCAACUCCGGAGGGUGUACAGAGGCAACGUGCUGUGCUUCGGGCAAUCGUGGAUGUUUUUUCAAAUUGCGGCAACGCCCAUCACUCCUCCGAUGACACAGCGACUGCAACAUGGUUGGAUAAAAUGAAGUUCCCUUCAGAGGAGACGUCUUUACCUUCGCAGCGGUGUGGCAAGCGUGGAAGGGAAGUAUCAUUACCAAGCGAUGCUGUUUUGCGUAGCGCACGGCGAUUAGAAGCAGAGAUAUCUUCCCCGUUUUCGAGUGUGCAAACAGUGGUUCAGUACACGCCCAGUUCAAUGUCGCAAACACCCAUUAAGAAGAGUUGCAGACGUCGUGAAGUGGAUGAAAUCAUGAAAAGUCUUGUGUUUCGUUCGUGA